Salvia splendens (bonfire salvia) is the source of this 906-nucleotide messenger RNA. Its product is annotated as 60S ribosomal protein L7a. The record is from RefSeq and is a predicted model, not a curated record. Lineage: Eukaryota; Viridiplantae; Streptophyta; Magnoliopsida; Lamiales; Lamiaceae. The coding region runs from base 291 to 647 and encodes 118 amino acids. The transcript is spliced from 6 exons.
UUACUCCACGAUAGAAAUUGCUUUAGUUUUAAUAAUUGUGGAAUUAAUUAAUAGUAACCAUAUAUUUGAGCCUUAAAAAUUUAAAUAGGAUUGGGGCGGUGAAAGCAUAAAAGAGAAGCACCGGAGCGCCGUCGCUGACCAUUCAAAAUACUCUUCCUCUCCCGCCCCAACUAUGUUUUGAAGGUGAACCCCUAGCUCGUUUCCUCAAAUCGGUGCAGAGGGAGAUCGAAUCGUAGACGAAACUCUGCCUCUUAAGAUUUGGAUUAAGCAACAAUUUGCCGUGGGGGUGAAUGAAGUCACGCGAGGACUUGAGCGAAUGCCUCCUAAUCGUGGAGAUGAAAAGUCUCUGGUUGGGAAGAAUGUGGAUGAUGGUGGUGAAAGCCAGGUGUGGCUACUUUCAGGUGAUAUUGGUAGCAUCAGACUGCAAUCCUCGAACCUUGAUAAAGUAUCUACCAGCAUUGGCCGCUUCAAGAAAUGUUCCACUUAUCUCUGUAAGAGAUAGAAAAGAAGGUUCUUUAAGAUUAGGCGAGCUGAUAAAGGUGAAAACAGCAAUCGCCAUUGGAGUAAAGGCUAAAGGAAAUUAUAUCAAUCAACUAAUAGAAGACGCCCUAACUAACAACAAGAUCAAUAGGACUGAAGAGGGUUAGUUAGUUAGUUAGUUAGUUAGUUAGUUAGUUAGGAGUGCCUUCCCUCAUCAGCUGAUGUUCUUCUCUAGCAUCUUAUGGCAGAGAGAUAGAGAAGGACGUGAUCAAAUUAAGAUAGAGAAAGACUACUAUUCUUGAUUGCGUUUGAAUUCCUCGACAGGGAAUCCUAGUAAUGGUAUUCAGUAUAUGUAACUAAUUAAAGCCAGUAGCAUGAUCUAUUUGAAUGUAAAGAUAGUUUACGCUAAGAAAUUAGCUUUCCCAA